Astyanax mexicanus (Mexican tetra) is the source of this 2257-nucleotide messenger RNA. RefSeq names its product tumor suppressing subtransferable candidate 4 (gene tssc4). The transcript is spliced from 3 exons. Lineage: Eukaryota; Metazoa; Chordata; Actinopteri; Characiformes; Acestrorhamphidae. The record is from RefSeq and is a predicted model, not a curated record. The coding region runs from base 268 to 1209 and encodes 313 amino acids.
GUAGUGUCUGCAUCGUAUCCUCACAUCCAAGAACUGGCUCACAACUCAACACUAUGGCUGUGCUGAGACUCGAUGGCUCUUCCCAGAAAGUGAUAAUCUUUUCCGAGCAGGAAAUCUCGCAGAAUCUGUGAGUCUUCAACCCCAAGUGAAUAUUCAUCUGUUGGUUUCUCUGAAUUCAUAUAGAAGGUGGUGUUGGAACUGCUUAGUCAGGGUCGUCUAUUCUCAUCUAUCAAUUGUAACCCCUUUUGACCCUUAUAUAUCUCCACCAUGAGUAAGUCUAAAGACAAAGAUGAUAUUCCCAACAGCUUGUCCAAUAGGGAUGCCAUUGACGUGCCUGAUGACCUCUCUCUGAGCGACUCAGACCCCGAAGAGUCUCCAGAGCCCUUCAGCAGAAAGGUUGAGGAAUUGUCGUCUUCCUCAGAAGAAGAAGAGGAGAAGACUCAGAAGGACCAGGCUGCUCCUGAAGGAAAGCCUGCUUUCAAGUUGGCUGGUGGGAGUUCUGGAUUCUCGUUCCGCAGUAGGAGCAUCUUUGAUCAGCUGGAUAGCGCCAUUAAGCUCACUUCCAAUCAGCUAGCUGAUGAUAACGUCCUUGACGGCACGUUCGCUCGGCCUGCUCCGCCAUCUCCACCGCGGCCUGCUCAAGUGACAGGUGGAGGGGCUUCAGAGAGAACCAAGAAAGCUUCCUCAGCCAAGAAAGUACCAGACUAUCUGGCUCAUCCUGAGCGCUGGACCCGCUACAACCUGGACGAUGUUCCUGAAACCAGUGACAAAAAGAACAGCCAAGUGGCCCAUGAAUUCAUAAGUGGGCUCCAGGAUCGUCGGAGGUCCCAGGAGGCUGCUGAAGACACUUUCACCCCAGCGUUCAACCAAGACCACAGCAGCAGCUCUGAGCAUAAGAUCGUCUUCACCAGGCCCAGUCAGGUCUCUAGAGAUGAAGGCCAAUCUGCACACAAAAUAGAACAAGGUAAGAAGAAAGAGAUCGGCCUGUUUCAUUUGGAUGAAGGCCAAGAGGAAGAGGAAGGCGGGAAAAUGGACUUUCUUCACCAAAGCUCUACAUCAAAGGAAAAGACAAGGAAGAGAAUGCUAGAGGAGGAGGAAGAUGACCUAAAAGAAGAAGAAGAAAAGGCAACUAAUGUUGCUUUCAGCUUUGGAAAGAGGGUGAAACGCAAGAACUUCCGCAAAGCAGCUGAAGAAGAGGAUGAGGACUGAAAGAUUUUGACAUUCACGGCUCUAAAGUCAGCUGUAUUUGUAUAAAGUGCUCAAAGUAGUCCUGGGACAUUUCUUUAUAGAGUAUACACCAAUCAGCCGUUACAUUAUUACCACCUCAUUGUUUCUUCUACACUCAUUGUCUAUUUUGUCAAAUCCACUGAUUAUACUGGAGCACUUUGUAUUUCUAUAUACUUCUAUAUACAGACUGUAGUUCUCUGCAUAUUUUAUAGUCAUUCUUCCCUCAUCCUGCUCUUUAUUGUCAGGACCCCACAGGAUAGACCACCACAGAGCAGCUAUCAUUAUUAUUUGGGUAGGUCAUACUCUGGAUGACAUGGUGGUGGAAUGUUAGAAGUGUUUGUUGUGCUGGUUAUACAGUGAGUGGACUAGAUACAGCAGAGCUGCUGGAGUUUUUAAACACUGUGUUUAAUCACUCACUGUCUUCCACUCUAUUACACACUCCUACCUAUAGCUGCUCCACCUUAUUGAUAAAGGAAAGUCAGAGACAGAAGCUCUGAACCUGUUGCUUCACUAUUUGUGUUGGUCAUAGAUCUACAAAGUGUUCCUAUAUGGUCAGUGGAGCUGAUAAAACAAGAAGGUGGUGUUACCAUAUCUACUAUUCUAGAUGUGUCAUUAAAUAUAUCUGGUUUGAACGUUUGGAUUUGUGAUGUUAGGAUCUAAAAGGAGUUUUAAAAAUUAUGUUGAGAUCUAAUACACCAGAACAUAUGUACGUUUGAAUAUGCUAAAGCACAAUUUUCAACAAUUCUUAAGAACCAAUUACGAGUAAGCUGUCCCAAGACUGCUUUUAAGCACUGUACCCCCACCCUAAUAUUGUGUGAACACUGACAGGUGUUGUCCUCUAUUUCUAGCUAUUUAGUUAGGUGUUUGACUGCAAAAACAGGCAAAAAAGGCAUGUACCUAAAACUUCUAGGUGCAGAAGAUCCAGCACUUUGUGUGAUUUCUUGAUUUUGAGUUCUAGAGUUGAUAAAAAUACAUUUGUCAUUUUUUUCAUUGUUGAUAUGUAUUAAAAUAAGGUGACAUGAAAAAACAA